CAAUUGAGAACCAUCAUUGAUCUUAGAGAGUGCAACAAGAAUACCAAGAAACUAUCAUCUCCUUUACUAGAUAUCAAAUCAGUAUUAAGGAGAGUAGCUUCCAAGAAGUAUAAAUUGCUCAUUAAUAGUAAAGACAUGUAUGAACAGAUUAGAAUAAUCCCUGAGCAUGUAAACAGAUUGAUAUUCAACACUCUGGAUGGAACAAUGGUUAGUGAAGUAAUGCAAUUAGGUGAUUGUAAUAGCAGAGCCACCUAUCAAGCAUUAAUGAACUACAUUUUCCAGCCUUACUUGGGUGACUGGAUGGAUAUCUACCUAGAUGACUUAGUGAUUUAUUCAGACACAAUUGAGGAUCAUAUGCAACAUCUCAGAACUGUCAUUGAUAUAUUACACAAGGAGAAAUUCUACCUCAGUAAACAUAAGAUGCAAUUGUUCCAGAAAGAAUUGAAGAUACUAGACCAC
This is a messenger RNA of Fomitiporia mediterranea MF3/22, 459 nucleotides long. Its product is annotated as DNA/RNA polymerase. The record is from RefSeq and is a predicted model, not a curated record. The transcript has a single exon. The annotation marks the transcript as partial. Lineage: Eukaryota; Fungi; Basidiomycota; Agaricomycetes; Hymenochaetales; Hymenochaetaceae.